AUGCGCGAAAUCCAGCCCGCUCAGGCGAGCACCCCGCGGCGCAGCGCUGCGCUGGGACUGCCCGGAGGAAAUGCGCCGCCGUUGCCAUGUGGCUCAGCAAGGCUCUACGACGGCAACAACAACAACUCGCUGCCUCCUUACUCCCAGCUCGACAGCUCAGCCCCCGAGGUGCAAGAGCUCCUGCCGCACCUCGCACUGGAGAACCAGUCCCGGCGACUGACCGCCGACGAGGUCACGGAGUGGCAGCUGCUGGUCACCCGGGCCACGAACCCCCCCUCCCAGCACGCGGAGGAGCCUCAGGACCGCACCACGGCCAUCGAAAUCUCCCCGUCGAGCUCGCCGUCGCCGCCACUGCCGGGGGGUGGCGAAUCGCCGUGGCGCCGCGGACUCCUCGCCCUGCCAAGGUGGCACCGCGGAUCCAGGAGACGGCCGGCCGCCGUCAAAGCACAAAAUCGCAACUGGGCAAAUCGCCUCCGUGACUUGGCGGGUGCCGUUAGGGAGCGGGUGAGUAGGGCCGUGGCAUUUGUCCUCGGGAGACAACAGCGCAAGAGCCCGGAGGAACGUGGCCGGAUACGCGCCUUGGAGGGAUACGCGCGACCCGCUCAGGAAGGAUAUGAGAAGAUGCCAGACGGAUACCGAGAGGGAGGCCAAGUGAAAGCCCGACGCCGCGCACGCCGCGCACUCCUCGGCGAGGAGUGGCCGGGAUUCAGCUGCCCAGCCAAUUACGCACCACCAGUCCACUCCAAAGCUCCUCUCGACUUGGGGAACUUCGCGGCCGAUCCCAAGUUCCAAGCCGACGAUGGAGCCGAGUAUGAUUGCCCAACUGGCUAUGAUUGCCUAGCCGACGAUGAAUUUUCAAUCUACUCUGAGUCCUCAGACGAGCAAUAUUGGGACAUCGAAGAAACGCUAUAG
Messenger RNA from Cordyceps fumosorosea ARSEF 2679, 912 nucleotides. RefSeq lists its product as hypothetical. The coding region runs from base 1 to 912 and encodes 303 amino acids. The record is from RefSeq and is a predicted model, not a curated record. Lineage: Eukaryota; Fungi; Ascomycota; Sordariomycetes; Hypocreales; Cordycipitaceae. The transcript is spliced from 2 exons.